AUGUCAAUCUUGGACAAUCGAAGACACCCGCCAUGUCAAUCUUGGACAAUCGAAGACACCCGCCAUGUCAAUCUUGGACAAUCGAAGACACCCGCCAUGUCAAUCUUGGACAAUCGAAGACACCCGCCAUGUCAAUCUUGGACAAUCGAAGACACCCGUCAUGUCAAUCUUGGACAAUCGAAGACACCCGCCAUGUCAAUCUUGGACAAUCGAAGACACCCGUCAUGUCAAUUUUGGACAAUCGGAGACACCCGCUAUGUCAAUCUUGGACAAUCGAAGACACCCGCCAUGUCAAUCUUGGACAAUCGAAGACACCCGCCAUGUCAAUCUUGGACAAUCGAAGACACCCGCCAUGUCAAUCAUGGACAAUCGAAGACACUCGUCAUGUCAAUCUUGGUUAAUCGAAGACACCCGCCAUGCCAAUCUUGGACAAUCGAAGACACCCGUCAUGUCAAUCUUGGACAAUCGAAGACACCCGCCAUGUCAAUCUUGGACAAUCGAAGACACCCGUCAUGUCAAUUUUGGACAAUCGGAGACACCCACUAUGUCAAUCUUGGACAAUCGAAGACACCCGCCAUGUCAAUCUUAGACAAUCGAAGACACCCGUCAUGUCAAUUUUGGACAAUCGGAGACACCCGCUAUGUCAAUCUUGGACAAUCGAAGACACCCGCCAUGUCAAUCUUGGACAAUCGAAGACACCCGCCAUGUCAAUCUUGGACAAUCGAAGACACCCGCCAUGUCAAUCUUGGACAAUCGAAGACACCCGCCAUGUCAAUCUUGGACAAUCGAAGACACCCGUCAUGUCAAUUUUGGACAAUCGGAGACACCCACUAUGUCAAUCUUGGACAAUCGAAGACACCCGCCAUGUCAAUCUUAGACAAUCGAAGACACCCGUCAUGUCAAUUUUGGACAAUCGGAGACACCCGCUAUGUCAAUCUUGGACAAUCGAAGACACCCGCCAUGUCAAUCUUGGACAAUCGAAGACACCCGCCAUGUCAAUCUUGGACAAUCGAAGACACCCGCCAUGUCAAUCUUGGACAAUCGAAGACACCCGCCAUGUCAAUCUUGGACAAUCGAAGACACCCGUCAUGUCAAUUUUGGACAAUCGGAGACACCCACUAUGUCAAUCUUGGACAAUCGAAGACACCCGCCAUGUCAAUCUUAGACAAUCGAAGUAAGAAACGUAGACGUAAAAACCUCCCCACGAUUUUCAUGAACCUUCAUAUCUCGAAACUCUGUGUUGUCAAGAUAGACUUAUCAGGUGGUCUAGCGGUCAAUACAGGGUGGUCAAGUGAUCAGGAUAAGGGCGGUCAAGUCAGGCGAUGUCAGGUGGUUAAGUGGUCAAGCGAUUAA
Molecule: messenger RNA, 1353 nt
Organism: Ylistrum balloti
Lineage: Eukaryota; Metazoa; Mollusca; Bivalvia; Pectinida; Pectinidae
Exons: 2
Coding region: 1-1353 (450 amino acids)
Source: RefSeq, a predicted model, not a curated record